UCGUCGUAGUAGGCUUCGGGAAAUUCUCGUGCUGGAGACGGGGUGCGCCGUCAAAGCGCUCUCUGCAUCGGGUUACGCCAUCAUUCAUCCAGGGUCAUUCGGUUCAGCGGGGUAACGGAGAUGAUGGCCACAUCACGGGCGCGCGUGCCUCCGUGCUCCUCAUGACCGACCGGCGGCGGCGGCAGCAGCAGCGUGCGGGUUUGGGUUUGUUUCACACCGGGCUGGCGUGGAUCCGAUCCCACCGUCUGGUGGAGCGUCUGCCAGGCUGAGUCACCACUGGAGUGUUUGAAGGGUGAAAGUGAAGGAGGAGGCUGAGACGUUACAUCACAACGUGACCGAGAAAGUGAGAGGAAGAGUGUGAGAGAACUGAGAGCGGAGCGAGGGAACAGGACCGAACCGCCAGCACUGGACUGACCCUUGAACUCUGACCUCGGAGCCAACAUGAACGACCAGAACGUAGUGAAAGAGGGAUGGGUGCAGAAGAGAGGUGAAUACAUUAAGAACUGGAGGCCACGGUACUUCCUGUUAAAGACAGAUGGGUCGUUUAUUGGAUACAAAGAGAAGCCGCAAGAUGCAGAUCUGGCUUAUCCACUCAACAACUUCUCUGUGGCCAAGUGUCAGCUGAUGAAGACGGAGAGACCCAAGCCCAACACCUUCAUCAUCAGGUGUCUGCAGUGGACCACUGUGAUCGAGCGCACCUUUCACGUGGACACGCCUGACGAGAGGGAUGAGUGGGUCGAGGCCAUUCAGAUGGUGGCAGACAAGCUGGCCAAACAGGAAGAGGAAGGAAUCCUGUGUAGCCCCAUCUCUCAGAUCGAAAACGUCAACGAGGAAGAGAUGGACACGUCGACUAGUCAUCACAAACGAAAGACAAUGAAUGACUUUGACUAUCUGAAGCUGCUGGGGAAAGGCACAUUUGGGAAAGUGAUUCUGGUGCGAGAGAAAGCCAGCGGGACAUAUUAUGCAAUGAAGAUCCUGAAAAAGGAGGUUAUUGUUGCCAAGGAUGAAGUUGCUCACACGCUCACCGAGAGCAGAGUCCUGAAGAACACUAGGCAUCCCUUUCUAACUUCACUGAAGUACUCGUUUCAGACGAAGGAUCGUUUAUGUUUUGUUAUGGAGUAUGUGAAUGGAGGAGAGCUGUUCUUUCAUUUGUCGAGAGAGCGCGUAUUUUCGGAGGACAGAACCCGUUUCUACGGCGCUGAGAUCGUUUCUGCGUUGGAUUACUUGCACUCUGCGAAAAUAGUUUACCGUGACCUGAAGCUGGAAAACCUGAUGUUGGAUAAGGACGGUCACAUAAAGAUCACUGAUUUCGGCCUGUGUAAGGAGGGCAUCACAGACACGGCCACCAUGAAAACGUUCUGCGGGACCCCCGAGUAUCUGGCCCCUGAGGUGUUGGAGGACAAUGAUUACGGGAGAGCGGUGGACUGGUGGGGUCUGGGAGUCGUUAUGUAUGAGAUGAUGUGUGGACGCCUUCCUUUUUAUAAUCAGGACCAUGAGAAGCUGUUUGAACUGAUUCUGAUGGAGGAGAUCAAGUUUCCCAGAACCCUCUCUGCAGACGCCAAGUCUUUACUGUCUGGAUUACUCAUCAAAGACCCCAACCAGAGGCUCGGAGGAGGCCCGGACGAUGCAAAGGAGAUCAUGGGACACAGUUUCUUCGCUAUGCUGGACUGGCAGGACGUCUAUGACAAAAAGCUGGUCCCACCAUUCAUGCCGCAGGUCUCGUCUGAGACGGACACCAGGUAUUUCGACGAGGAGUUCACGGCGCAGACCAUCACCAUCACCCCUCCAGAGAAGUACGACGAGGACGGGAUGGACUCGGCGGAUAGCGAACGCAGACCACAUUUCCCACAAUUCUCGUAUUCGGCUAGCGGGCGGGAGUGAUGUCAUCGAAUAACGGCCUUUAAGGAGCCUCGUGCAGUCAUGCUAGAAAGAGCCCCCCCCCCCCCCUCCUCUGUUUAAUUACCGAUAGUCAUAGCAAGUGGUUUUUUUGUUACUUUCUCUCCAUUUUUUUGUGGGACUUAAUAGGGGUUUUGCACAGUUGGGUGAGACUUGAGCUGGUCGACCCACAUUAAAAAGUCUCGUACACUUUCAGCUUGUUGUUUACAGAUCGUGGACAGUGUUUUUCGGGAGGAGGGGGUAUGAUUGAACAGUAUUGGUGAAGACCUGGAGUGUUUUUUUUUUUUUUGGUUUUUGUUGAGCACUCCUUUAACAGAGCCGUUGUGGGGAACAAACCAAAAAUGUUGCCUUAUGUGUGUGGAUCUCAUCAGACAGACCUGUUCCUGUGGGGCUCACGAAUUUCAUUUUGUUCUUGCAUUUUUAGCACACACACACACAUCCUUUUUUUCGUGCUUUCGGUAACAGAUGAAAACGGAGAAUGGGGAAAAUGGACUCUAGUGUUAAUAAUAUCUGUGUUUCUCUUUUAGUUUUAUCCUCACGCUCUGAUAUGAAGGUUUCCGUUCAAAUACACAACCAAACAACAAACUGCCGUUACUGUAAAGGUCUCUCAGGCAAUUCAGAGCACAAGUGUGAAUCUCACGAAACAUGCCAAGAACACAUCUGUGUCGUAUUUCACUGCAAAUCCAUAAAGAAAAUAAAUCAUAUUUUGCAUGAGGAACAUGGAGCAUAUUUUUAAUAUCGUUUAGAUGUUUUGUACUGCAACCGUUUCAUCACCAACAAAACUCUCAUCACUGCAAAUACAGAAAUAUGUAAUAAUAAUUAUCAUAUAAAAUAUUAUAAAAACAUUUGGUAACACUUUACAAUAUGGUUUUUAUUUGUUUAAAUCAAUGCACAACAGUAGUUAACAUGAACUAACAAAGAAUAACUGUUAAACAGUAUUAAUUAAUCCUAAUUUUAGCAUUAACCAGUGCAUUUUUAAUUAACAAAUGAUUUUUGUUCACAUUAGUUAAUGCACUGUGAACUAACAUUACAUUUUUAAUUAACUGACAAAAAAUUAUGAAAUGUUGUAAAAAUAUUUUGCCGUUAGUUGGUAAAUUAACUAAAGUUAACAAAUGAAAGCUUGUUAAGUGUUACCAGUAUGUACAUGUCAUUGGUAUUUGUUGUUCUGACUUUGAAAUAAAUCAAAAAGUAUUUUUAUCAUAUAUAUAUAUGCAAAGUAAAACCUUUGGAUUAAUUAUAGUAGUAAUUAAUUACAACUUUUUUGUGCAUUAUGAUAAUUAACAUUUCUGGCCAUUUUGUCAAUGAGCAAAAAUCUAAAUAGCCCCUAUUUUAUUUUAUUGUUUACUAAAUUCAAAUUUCUUGGUGGGAAAUACGACCUGCGCAUGUUUUCGUGAGAUUCAGCCACAAAUCUAUCCACCGCUGUGGUGAGACCCGCCCAGAUCUGAAGCCCUCGCCUCUGACACGCUUUGUAAAGCUCUCCAGGACAGACGGGUGAAGACUGGUGCUGGGCGGCUCUCAUCUUCACUGUACAGAGCUCCAGGUGUGUGUCUCUCAGCAGCACAGAGAGAGACCAGCAACCCCUGACCCUCACUUCUCAACACACACGCUGGACUGUUCCUCAAGAUGUAAAUACUAACCUCUCGCUCUCUUUUUACCAUUACUGUUACAUCACCUUUAUUCUUUUUAUUUUUGCAUAAAGAAGUUAUGAUCCUGUCUUGACAGCUGUGGAAAUCUUAUGGAUGUGUGAUGUUUGGAGUCAAUACCAAGACAGAUCACAGACUCAUUAUAUGUGCAACUGAGCCAUGCAAUAGCAGUGUGAAUGACCCCUGACCUUUGACCCCCAGCCCUCCUGUGUGUGUGGUGUACAUAUGCAAUGCCUUCUGUUUGUUACGCGUCACGGCCCGAGUGACUAAAGUGAAAAAAUAUGAAUUGAAAAAAGUGACCGAAUCAUUGGAGGAACGUGUAUCAUGUGGGUGUUUGCAUGGAGACGGCUUGCUAUGGUUUCAAUCCCAUCCUGUUUGUAUCUGAUCCAGUGAACGGUUCUUCAUAGCGAAUGAUAGGAGUGUGUGUGUGACUGUUCGUUAAACUUUCAGUUAUUUUCACACGCUGCGAAGCAUUCGGUCGGACAAAGGGAAAUCCUCAGUGGAUUUUCUACAUUUUGUUUUUUGUUUCAGCGUAUUUUUGUACUAUAGAUGUAAUUUGGUUGUAUUUAUUUUCAUAUGUUGGGAUGAAGGACGCUGUCGGCUGCGUUUAUUAAGUGCUCUCUCUCCCUCAUUAUUUUUUUAUACCUUUCCUUUAGUCUUUGGCCUGUUUUGUUUUCAUACCAAAACAUUAGAGCAGGUGCCCCGUAGAGGACUUGCAUUGCCAUUUGGUAGUAUUUAUUUUAAGUUAUAUUAAAAUGUUCAAAUUUC
Molecule: messenger RNA, 4307 nt
Organism: Carassius gibelio (silver crucian carp)
Lineage: Eukaryota; Metazoa; Chordata; Actinopteri; Cypriniformes; Cyprinidae
Product: RAC-gamma serine/threonine-protein kinase
Exons: 15
Coding region: 442-1881 (479 amino acids)
Biological process (GO): protein phosphorylation
Molecular function (GO): protein serine/threonine kinase activity; ATP binding
Source: RefSeq, a predicted model, not a curated record